AUGGCGCAUUCGAGAGUGAUGCUGACGAACGGCACUUUACCAUCCGCUCGACUCAACCGACUUUGUGCAGCACACCCUUUCACUCAACAGCUUGACGUCGUGUUCCCUGCUUCCGAUGAACUCGAGAAGGUGCUUACAUCCCUGAAGCCCACAUACUGUAAAAGACGUUGCACGCUAUCGGAGUUCCUUGAUUUUGCCUCCAAGAGUCCAGGCGGGAAUACUAUAACUGCACUGCCAUCCACUUCCGAGUGUGUUGAUACAUGGUGCAUCGACCCUAGAGGUGUCCUCACCCUCUGCGUCUCAAAGUCACUGUACGAGCAACUCGGGUUGAUAGGGAAGAGACUCCCUUUCAAAGGGUGUCCUGAGCACGCAGUGAUACGCAUACCGGUUAAGCAAGAGACCGUAUCUGUUGCUGUACGUGCGAAGCAGAAGGCAGCUCUAAAACUCUGGGACGAGCUCAGGGAAAAUGGGCCUGGGAAAUGGGAAGUUUUGUAUUGCCAAGCAGGGGUGAUCGUUCAGCCUCAAAUUUGUCGUUCCACCGACAUACUUGUCCCGGUCCCGGCACUUGCUCCCUUUCCCGAGGAAAGCACAGAGGACUGGGAUGAAUAUAUCGGUGACCUUUUUGAAUGGGUAGGCAUGGCUUGCUUAGGAGCUCAAAGACUCAAAGCGAAUGACCGUGUCAAUCCUUACGUUGCUGUCUACGAAGUUCCCGCUCCUUCAUAUAUUGGCGACGUGACACAGAUAACAUGGGCGGCUUUCCUUCACCAAUCGUUCAUCAAAGAUGUUCUGGACACGGUGACGUCAGACAAUUCACGCUCGAUGGUGUCGCAUUUAGCAUCUGCAACCGAUAACCACGCGUUCGUUGCAAUGACAAGACACGGUUGUUGCACAUCACCUGUUGGGGCCAUCCCGUUGUCCUUGGCUCCUGAUGCUUCUUUCGACACGGCCCGAGAUCCACCUCUCCGAGCACCGGCCCUCGAUGCGGAAGACACCGGCUGUUUCAUCCUUGGUCCAGGUCAAAAUGGGAGCUUUGUGCUUGCAGAGAGUAUUGGUCAUUGGGAUGCUAGAUGGGGCUGA
Molecule: messenger RNA, 1077 nt
Organism: Suillus subaureus
Lineage: Eukaryota; Fungi; Basidiomycota; Agaricomycetes; Boletales; Suillaceae
Exons: 7
Coding region: 1-1077 (358 amino acids)
Biological process (GO): endonucleolytic cleavage in ITS1 to separate SSU-rRNA from 5.8S rRNA and LSU-rRNA from tricistronic rRNA transcript (SSU-rRNA, 5.8S rRNA, LSU-rRNA); tRNA 3'-end processing; tRNA 5'-leader removal
Cellular component (GO): ribonuclease MRP complex; multimeric ribonuclease P complex
Molecular function (GO): ribonuclease P activity; ribonuclease MRP activity
Source: RefSeq, a predicted model, not a curated record